This is a messenger RNA of Dentiscutata heterogama, 558 nucleotides long. NCBI's taxonomy places the organism in Eukaryota, Fungi, Glomeromycota, Glomeromycetes, Diversisporales, Gigasporaceae. The record is from the annotation of a GenBank genome assembly.
AUGUACGGUUAUUCUAAAAUACUUUUAAAUUUUAUUCUAUUUCUAAUUUUUUCAACCUUAAUCGCAUCACAUGUCAUAAACCCCUAUGAACGUCGAGAACUAACCAAGGAUUCAAAGCCUAGAAUACGUAGCGACGGAACUAAUCAUAUGAUUCGUUCUUCUCGUGGGCGAGCUUAUCAUAGUAACCCAUAUAACAAGAGAUGUUCUCUAAAUUCAUCCCCAACCUACUCCAAUUUCCACAAGAAACGUUCUCCAAAUUCAUCUCUAAUCAACUACAAUGAUCACAAGAAACGUUCAUGUAAACCAAUGGGCCCUUAUAAAAGGGACGUGCUUAAAUUCAAAAAACGCCAUUUCUUAGGCGGCAGUCCUCCAGAAUUAAAUCCAUGUGGAGUUAAUUGUUAUGUCAAAUCUGCAUUACACAAUGCACUUUGGGGUCCUCCACCUUGCGAAGAUAUUCCCGAUGAACCAUUAAUUCAUGAUUGCGGUUUUAUGUAUAAUGCAAAUUUGAAUUGUGAUGAUUCAGAUGCGAUUUCGAUGACUAAUAAUGUGUGCAUCUAA